Molecule: messenger RNA, 903 nt
Organism: Guillardia theta CCMP2712
Lineage: Eukaryota; Cryptophyceae; Pyrenomonadales; Geminigeraceae
Gene: VPS26A
Product: vacuolar protein sorting 26A
Exons: 11
Coding region: 1-903 (300 amino acids)
Biological process (GO): retrograde transport, endosome to Golgi; intracellular protein transport
Cellular component (GO): endosome; retromer complex
Source: RefSeq, a predicted model, not a curated record
AUGGAUAAGCUCCUCUCAAGAGCUUCGGCUCUUGUAGGGUUGGGACCAGCGUGCACUCCCUCGAUUACGUUCUCGGACGAGAGCUCGCGCAAGCGAGUGACAUCGUACAAGGAUGGUCAGCAGGUGCUGGUUUUCACCGACAAGGAUCCUGUGGCGGGAGAGGUGACGUUGAAACUGGACCCGGGGAAGAGGCUCGAGCACAUGGGGGUCAAGAUAGAAUUCAUCGGCAUGAUCGAGAUGUUCUAUGGAAAUUAUCACGAGUUUACGAAUCUUGUGCGCGAUUUGGACGCUCCGGGCGAAUUAACGCAGACGAAAGUGUAUCAGUUCGACUUUGCUAGUGUAGACAAGCAGUACGAUAGUUACAAUGGGAUCAACGUGAAGCUGAGAUAUUUUCUCCGAGUCACUGUCGCCAGGCAGUACAGCCCCAAUGUUGUGUUCGAGCAGGAUAUCUGGGUUAAGAACGUACAGACGAUGCCUGAGAUCAACAAUAGCAUCAAGAUGGAGGUCGGAAUCGAAGAUUGCCUGCACAUCGAGUUCGAGUACAACCGCUCCAAGUAUCACUUAAAGGACGUUGUCAUCGGAAAGAUUUAUUUCCUCUUGGUUCGUCUAAAGAUCAAGCACAUGGAAAUCGAGAUCAGGAAACGCGAGUCGACAGGCUCAGGCUCUGACCUGUACAACGAGAGCGAGACUAUCACUAAGUUCGAGAUCAUGGACGGAGCUCCUGUGCGAGGCGAGUCGGUUCCGGUCCGGCUGUUCCUGUCCGGGUUUGACCUCACUCCCACCUACCGUAACGUGAAUAACAAGUUCAGCGUGAAGUACUACCUCAACCUCGUGCUAGUGGACGAGGAGGAUCGUCGGUACUUCAAGCAGCAGGAGAUCACUCUGUGGCGGAAAGAGCUCUAG